Messenger RNA from Klebsormidium nitens, 981 nucleotides. The record is from the annotation of a GenBank genome assembly. NCBI's taxonomy places the organism in Eukaryota, Viridiplantae, Streptophyta, Klebsormidiophyceae, Klebsormidiales, Klebsormidiaceae.
AUGCGCCCCCUGAAUGAUCCUAGCCCCCUGCUCGUGCCCCGGCGCCGGCGGGCGGGUGUACGCUCCCAUUGCGCGUGCUCCGGGCUGAUGUCGAGGGCGCUGCGCGGCAAGGCGAAGGAGGCCACGCCGCGUCCGCACGGAUCUGCGCGCCCGUGGGAGAGAGGGGCGACGCCAUCACCGCAAGGGGGCGACCGGAUACGCACGCAGCCCGGAAGGAUGCCUCCCCGACUCGAUGCCCCUCCGGCCAAACGCAAGGCGUCGCCCGCCACCGUGGUGGUGCACGAUGACCCGUACAGCAUCAAGGGCUUCGAAUCGAGCAUGUACGACAUCCGUUGCUACAUCUGUCUCGGGUGGGAUCAGAAGGAUAUGAGCCGACUGGUGUGCUUGGCGCCGGGGCAGAGGUGCGAGUGCCGCGUCUACCUCUGUACCGCACACGUCGAGGAUCCUGACUUCGAGUCUCGCUGCACCACCUGCAAGCAGCCGGGUGGAGUCGUGCCGGAUCCGACGGCCACCGCGCUGCUGAGGAGCACCGCCCUGAUCGAGUGCGAGUCCCCCUCCUGCCCGGAACUAGUCACGCUCGACAACAUGGAGACGCACCUCCUAUCCGAGUGUUCCUUCAACAUGGUGCCCUGCGCGCAGCCGGGCUGCCCGGUCAGGUACGCUCGGAAGGAUCGCGCCCUCCACGAGAGGCAGUGCGAGUCUACCUGCUGCCGCUUCUCUCUGACGGCUCCGGACGGCACACGUCUGGGGUGCACGUGGCGGGGCAACAAGAAGGACAAGUACCACCACACCUGCGCGAUCGUGACCUCGGCGCGCUUCAAUGUCGUCCAGGACUGCUACGAGUGCAUGAUGCGGCACGUCGCGGCGAGGGAGGAGACCAUCAAGGAGAAGGAGACCACGAUCGACAUCUUGAGGAAGGCGAUGGACUCCGCGGGAGUGUACAACUCAGACGGAUUCCAGUACGAGCUUUAUGAGUACUGA